This is a messenger RNA of Symbiodinium sp. CCMP2592, 1668 nucleotides long. The record is from the annotation of a GenBank genome assembly. Lineage: Eukaryota; Dinophyceae; Suessiales; Symbiodiniaceae.
AUGAAUUUCGCCAAUGCCGGUGCAGCGCCUCUCAAGCCGGUGAUCAGCAACACCGGCUUUCGGGGCAAAUGCCUCGUAGAUGCGAGACCUGGGCAUUUCCCUCGUCGAGGUCGAGGCAGGAGCCCAAGUUGCUUCGUGCCGCUUGCGCUGGCUGCGACUAGCCCGGUGCCCUUUGCGCACCACCACGGCCAUGGGAAGCGCCACAGGCGUUACAGACAUCACGGACCUCUCACGGCAGUACCCUCCCAGUCCUUCGAGGACUUCGGCGUGGAGGAAGCGUCGGCUUCGGAAGUGGCUGAGUGGGAGGCUGAGAAGGCCAUCGAAGCGGCCGAGGAAGCCCAGGAGCGGGCGACCGACCCGGAGGGCCCUGGUGAACUGGACCUGGCGCGGUUACGCAUCUGGGCAAGAUCGAACAAGUUGUGCAAGGUUCAUCCUGCAAUCGUCGUCCAGAAUUCGCGGCUUGUCGUCUCAGCGAAGAUCGAGAAGGACAGCCCGCUGGUAGGGCUGAUGCCCGAAGCACUUCUGUCUGUGGGGGAAGUCAGUGAGGAUGCGGACAAAGUCGAUGCUGCACUCGCGCUCGCCUGGCGCAUGCUGGUCGAGAGAGGGCUGGUAAAGCGCACGAAAUUGGAGGCCGGACCUUGGCCCCCGCAGUAUUUGAUGGCUCUGCCGCGGCAACCUGCUCAACCGGUUCUGUGGCUCCAAAAUCAUGUGGCUGAGCUGCAGGAUGCAGAGGUAGAAAAGGAAGUGGAGACUCUCUCCGCGCGUGUGCAUACAUGGCUCAGUCGCCGAUGCGAGAGAAACGAAAUCGACCCCGAGAAGCUUCGCAAGCAGUUCUUUCAGUGCUUUGCUGCAGCCCUGGGUCGUGCUACUUUCGUGGAUGGCAAGUGGGUCCUUGUGCCUCUGGUUGACUCCCUGGACGUGCCUGGAAUUUCUGCAGAUGCAAAUCGGCCAGUGCAAGCAAACUGUCGCCUGGAAUUGGAAGACAUUGGAGAAGGUCGCCAGCUGCUGAUGCUGGUUACCACCCGCACCAUCGAGGAAGGGGAGUUGUUGGUACGUGAGGUGUCUGCAAAGGCCUCCCAAAUGCUUCUGGAGUACGGAACCGUUGUCGAGGAUCUCGGCGCGGAGACGGAAAUCUCUGUCAAGGCUUAUCUGACCGAGUCUGCUGGACCUCGGGCAACCGCAGUUCAGAGGACAGUGAAAGGUGCGAUGCCAGGACGCUUGUUUGGCGAUGUCAUCGUCAAAGGGCUGGUGAGGCCUUUUGCUCGCUUUGAGGGUGAAGGGGGUACACGCAUGGAUGACCUUGCUGCAGCAAUUGGAACUACCUUCCUCAAGACGUCGCUGGUGCUUUCAGUGGCCAAAUUGGAGGAAGUUGAGGCAUUGGAAGACGAACAAGUCGGCGACAGGUUUGUCGCCUUGGUUGGCGAAGAGAAGCGCGCCUGCCUUCAAGCUCUUCUGGGGCUGCUGCAGAGCUGCCUCGGAGAGUUCCAAACGACGGUGGCGGAGGAUGAGAGGCUCCAGACCUCAGCGAAGGGCUGCCGGCUCUUGGCUGUGGCGUUUCGCCGACAGCGCAAGCAAGCACUGAGGCAGCUGGUUGAAGAAGUGAAAGAAGCGGCGGAUAAAGCUCAGGACUCGUCUGGACUGCCAUUCGCCGUGAUGGGCAAAAGGUGA